CGGUCGGGUGGAAGAAGUCGUAUGCCGACGGAUGUAAUCUUGGCAGAGAAUUCCCUCUUCUCCCUGGGCAUACAUGGUGAAACUCCAAUGGGAUCAGAGCGUAUGGAGAUGCGAAAGCGGCAGAUGUCGGUGCAGCAGGAGUCGAUGGCGGUUGGCACGGCACCGACCCAGCAGGACCCUAACCAGAGCCAGAACCAGGGGAGCCAGAACCAGGGGAACCAGAACCAGGGGAACCAGAACCAGGGGAACCAGAACCAGGGGAACCAGAGAGGGAACAACGCCUGUUGUUUCUGCUGGUGCUGCUGCUGUAGCUGUUCCUGUCUGAUCUCUGUCCUGUUGCCCACCGUUCUCUCCUGUAGGAACGAGGAGCGUGAGGAGAGGAACCGGCGGGCGUCCUACGACCUCAAAGCUGAGGGGACGGCCGACUGCGAGGACAGCCCCCCUCCCACUCUGGAGGAGGUCCGUUCCUGGGCCCAGUCGUUUGACCGACUGAUGUCGUGCGCUGCUGGCCGAGUGGCGUUUAGGUUGUUCCUGUGUACAGAGUUUAGUGAGGAGAACAUGUUGUUCUGGCUGGCUUGUGAGGAGUUCACCAAGGAAACCAACAAGACCUCCAUUGAGGAGAAGGCACGGGUCAUCUACGAGGACUACAUCUCUAUCCUCUCACCCAAAGAGGUGAGUCUGGACUCACGUGUUCGGGAGGUGAUCAACAAGAACAUGUUGGAGCCGUCGUCCCAGACCUUCGUUGAUGCUCAGGUGCAGAUCUACACGCUGAUGCAAAGAGACUCCUACCCCCGAUACAUGAACUCCCCCGCCUACAAGAACCUGCUCAACUCCCUCUCAGAGCAGGCCCCUGAGUCCUAACUCAGCACUCUCAGAGCAGGCCCCUGAGUCCUAACUCAGCACUCUCAGAGUAGGUCUCCGAGUCCUAAGUCAAUACUCUGUGUCCUAGAGUCUUAGGUGACAACAAACCUGGGAUCGUCUCUCUUUUCUCAUUUUCAUUUGGUUUGAAUGUUAGUGUAGAGAAGGGGUGGCCAACCUUCCUCCUGGAGAGCUAUAACAGCCUGUACACCCAGUAGCUCUCCAGGAGUGUAGAGGAUGUGAAGCGGGCCUCUGACCUGACCUUGCCCUGCCCCCAGGACCUGGCUACGCGCUAGAGAAGCGUCACCUGACUAAAGACACUCAGGGUUCUACUGUCUGAGAAGUCUACUCGCCUAGGGCUCUACUAUUCUGAAGGCUCUAUUCUACUGGGCUCAGCUCCUCUGAGGGUGAGGGCUCUACUCUCCCGAGGGCUCUACUCCCCAAGGGCUCUAUUCCCCCUAGGGCUCUACUGUCCCGAGGGUUCUACUCCACCUAGGGCUCUACUGUCCUGAGGGUUCUACUCCACCUAGGGCUCUACUGUCCUGAGGGUUCUACUCCACCUAGGGCUCUACUGUCCUGAGGGUUCUACUCCACCUAGGGCUCUACUGUCCUGAGUGUUCUAUUCCACCUAGGGCUCUACUGUCCUGAGGGUUCUACUACACCUAGGGCUCUACUGUCCUGAGGGUUCUACUCCACCUAGGGUUCUACUGUCCUGAGGAUUUUACUUCACCUAGGGUUCUACUGUCCUGAGGGUUCUACUCCACCUAGGGUUCUACUGUCCUGAGGGUUCUACUCCACCUAGGGCUCUACUGUCCUGAGGGUUCUAUUCCACCUAGGGCUCUACUGUCCUGAGGGUUCUACUCCACCUAGGGCUCUACUGUCCUGAGGGUUCUACUCCACCUAGGGCUCUACUGUCCUAAGGGUUCUACUCCACCUAGGGCUCUACUGUCCUGAGGGUUCCACUCCACAUAGGGCUACUACUGUCCUGAGGGUUCUACUCCACCUAGGUCUCUACUGUCCUGAGGGUUCUACUCCACCUAGGGUUCUACUGUCCUGAGGGUUCUACUCCACCUAGGGUUCUACUGUCCUGAGGGUUCUAAUCCACCUAGGGCUCUACUGUCCUGAGGGUUCUACUCCACCUAGGGCUCUACUGUCCGGAGGGUUCCACUCCACAGCGGCUCUACUCCCUUAAGGCUCCAUUCCCCCCAGGGUUCUACUCCACACCACCAUUACUGCUCCAGAUCAACACACUCCAAAGGAAUAUUAAUAUUCAUGUAAGGUUUGUUUUAGAAAAAAAUUAUCUACAUUUUAUUUGUGUACAAGUUAUUUUAUUGUGUGUUAUGAUUGUUUAUUUUUUUUAUAAUUGUUUGGACGGACAAAUGACGCCUACUUGUGGGCAAUAGUGUAUAUAUUUAUGCGUUUGUAAAUAGACAAAAGGGAAUUGUGGGUAAACUGCAUAUGAGAAUCAAGUGAGUGUCCCAUUUGACACCCUAUUCACUAUAUAGUGCACUACUUAAUGGGCCCUGGUCUAAAGUAGUGAACUAUAUAGUGCACUACCUAAUGGGCCCUGGUCUAAAGUAGUGAACUAUAUAGGUAAUAGGGUGCAGUUUGGGACUUUACUCAAGUCAAGUCUACGUUAUACAUUUAUUUCCUCCAAAAUGGCUCCCUAUCCCCUACAUAGAGCACUACUACAUUAUAAUCUAUGGGAAUAAUCAAAUCAAAUUCU
Molecule: messenger RNA, 2584 nt
Organism: Salmo salar (Atlantic salmon)
Lineage: Eukaryota; Metazoa; Chordata; Actinopteri; Salmoniformes; Salmonidae
Source: RefSeq, a predicted model, not a curated record